AUGGCUAGCGAAUUAUGUCCUAUAUACUCUUCUUUUUUUGGCUUUGCAGGUGUUUGUGCGUCAAUGGUUUUUUCUUGCCUAGGAGCAGGCUACGGCACGGCUUUAGCCGGUAGAGGAAUUGCAGCUGUAGGAGCGUUUCGACCUGAAAUUGUUAUGAAGUCUUUAAUUCCCGUUGUAAUGAGUGGUAUUAUCGGUGUAUAUGGUUUAGUAAUGUCUGUCUUGAUUGCUGGUGAUAUGUCCCCCGACAGCGACUAUUCUCUCUUUAGUGGAUUUAUUCACCUCUCAGCCGGGUUGUCCGUCGGUCUUACUGGAGUUGCUGCCGGCUAUGCCAUUGGUAUUGUUGGUGACAAAGGUGUGCAGAGUUUUAUGAGACAGGACCGAAUCUUCGUAAGCAUGGUUUUAAUUUUAAUUUUCGCAGAGGUUUUGGGGCUGUACGGCCUUAUUGUUGGCUUAAUCCUACAGACGAAGGUUUCCAACGUCUGCUAA
Molecule: messenger RNA, 486 nt
Organism: Schizosaccharomyces osmophilus
Lineage: Eukaryota; Fungi; Ascomycota; Schizosaccharomycetes; Schizosaccharomycetales; Schizosaccharomycetaceae
Gene: vma11
Product: V-type ATPase V0 subunit c' (proteolipid subunit)
Exons: 6
Coding region: 1-486 (161 amino acids)
Biological process (GO): proton transmembrane transport
Cellular component (GO): proton-transporting V-type ATPase, V0 domain
Molecular function (GO): proton-transporting ATPase activity, rotational mechanism
Source: RefSeq, a predicted model, not a curated record